AUGAAUAAUUUCUUUCUAUACGAAGGGGAAAUUUAUUGGUCUGCUAUGGAUACAGUACCCGAAUUACUUGGUCCAACUCGUUCAUCAAAUGAUAAUCAUCCCAAUUCAAUUCCUGAUGCUCUUAGACAAGCAUUUCUUAACGGAUCAACUUAUCCAAUUGAUGACGGAAUCACUCAUGGUAAUGAUGCAUUAACAUUAUUAGAAAAUCGUUCAACAUAUACAUUAUUUAUUUAUAGAUUUUAUCGAUUUCACUCAUUUUUGAAACAACAUCUUAAUGAAUAUAAUGCAAAUGAAAUUAUUCUUAUGACAUUUAUCAUGCAAAAAGCUCCAAUGUCAAUACAAAAAAAGUUUUAUUUUUAUUCAAGAUUUAAAAUCCUUUUUAAAAAAUAUUGA
Messenger RNA from Rotaria sp. Silwood2, 393 nucleotides. The record is from the annotation of a GenBank genome assembly. Lineage: Eukaryota; Metazoa; Rotifera; Eurotatoria; Philodinida; Philodinidae.